GAAUUAGUUGGAUUAAGGGUAAAAGUAUUAUUGUAACUGUUACCCCAUUUAAGAAUUCGUUAUAUAAAUUUAUAAUUGACUUUUCUUUUCGGAUUUAUUUAUUUCAUCUCCACAUUUUCUAUCGCCUUAUCUUUCAAUUUUUAACUUUUUCAUUAGAUUCUCAUGAUCCAGAUCAAACAAUUUUAAACCACCCAAAUUCAUAACCAAGUUAACAAAAUAUUAUUUGCCAAUCUUUAAGUAUUGACAAAAUAUACUAAGUAUUGAUUGAGUUAACGAAAUAUCAAGUGAUUUCCGAAAUAUUUACCAAUCUAAGUAUUGAUUGAUUUAACGAAAUAUUGUCUGAAUUUACAAAAUUAUUACGGAGUAAAUAAAAUAUUAGUGUUGAAGAUGUCUACAGCGGAUCAGGUGGUGGUUAGGGUGAAGAAGUUCUUAUCGAACCCGAUUUUGAGUAGGAAGCAGUUUUCAAUAGAAGUGUUACAUCCAGGCCGCAGUAACGUGUCAAAGACAGAGUUAAAGGAACGUUUAGCAAAGCAGUUCAAGGUCAAGGAUAGUAAGACAGUAGUGUUGUUCGGCUUAAAGACACUGUUUGGAGGUGGCAGAAGCACAGGUUUCGGUUUAAUUUAUGACAAUUUGGCCUCACUGAAGCGUUACGAAAGGAGUUACAGACUUGUGAGACUGGGAAUUGAGGAGGCGAAGCCGAAACUGGGCCGUCGUGCCAAGAAGGAACUUAAGAACAGGAGGAAGAAAGUUAGAGGUAAAGAAAAGGCUAAAUGCACAGCUGGCAAAAAGAAGUAA
Molecule: messenger RNA, 795 nt
Organism: Theileria parva strain Muguga
Lineage: Eukaryota; Apicomplexa; Aconoidasida; Piroplasmida; Theileriidae
Gene: rps24
Product: 40S ribosomal protein S24-1
Exons: 2
Coding region: 388-795 (135 amino acids)
Biological process (GO): translation
Cellular component (GO): ribosome
Molecular function (GO): structural constituent of ribosome
Source: RefSeq, a predicted model, not a curated record